Molecule: messenger RNA, 2636 nt
Organism: Orbicella faveolata
Lineage: Eukaryota; Metazoa; Cnidaria; Anthozoa; Scleractinia; Merulinidae
Product: mas-related G protein-coupled receptor member B4-like
Biological process (GO): G protein-coupled receptor signaling pathway
Cellular component (GO): plasma membrane
Molecular function (GO): G protein-coupled receptor activity
Source: RefSeq, a predicted model, not a curated record
AAGAAAAGCAGUGCUGUAAACGUUUUUAACUGCUUUACUACCUGAUUGACGUUUAUUUUGCUAGAAUUGAUUCAUCAAACGGAGAAGCGCUAAACUGGAAAUGAUUUAAAAGCUUUGCUAAUUGGGUUCCAAAGGAUAACUCUUUAUACGAGAAAAAGAAAAUAUUUUAAUCUGCAACUAAAGAUUUUGCAUUUUGAUUUAGAAUUAAGGAUUAUGUGAUGCGAUCUAGCUUAUUAUUUGCUGGGAGAAAAACCAGUCACUGUUCAUGAGGCAAGCAGAACUUGUGGCUCAGUUAAAAUAUUUAAACCAGUGCACCGGGUCUCCUAAUGUUACCUUUAUCAGGGUUACAAAAUAUAUCGGCGAUUUGCAGAUAGCUCCUUGCUGUUCUUUGGCUCUGUUUUUGAUGCAAGGCUUUAUGUAGAAAUAAGUUUCUCAGUGUUCUAAACAGCCGGCGGGCGACAAACAAUUGUGCAGCUGAUUGUUGGUAAUCGUUUUAUGCCAAAUACUGACGUCCCGGUGACAAGCAUUUUCUUUUUUUUGCAAUUGUAAUGCAAAACUUUGAGUAAAUAUUAAAAUGAAAUGUUUAACUAGAGAACAAGAAAAUUUCAAUUCUCUCGGCGGUAUAGUAAGAAGAGGGAGGCAAUUGAAUUGUGAAAUAAAAAUCAGUUAUCAAUUAUCAGGUAUAAUACGAAAAUAAUAAUUGCGCUAUUCAUGUAGACCCGACCGGCCCUAAUCAUCGGGUCUGUACUGUUACAGAAAACUUCUAUUUAACUUGCAAAUACAGGUCGGUGACUCGUUAACACAUUUGGCACAAUUCCCGAGUUGAUUAAUUCAUUUGUAUAAAUGAAACUCUAAGCUUCCUGUGGUAUCACUUUUUGUCAAUGUUUCUGAAAAGUUGGACGACCUAUGAGCGACCGUUAUGGAAGAAGAGAGCGAAAUCCCGGAUAAGUUGCGAGUCGGUGUAUGUUCUACAGUUGGAGCGCUUUAUUUACUCGCCUCGAUUAUCACACUAACAAUAAACGGACUGUUAUUGUUCGUGAUAUUCAAAGAUCCUUUGAAAUGCUUCAGACGACCGUUCGCGGUUUUAAUAACUGGAUUGGCCACAACCGACUUUCUUGUUGGAGCUAUCGGAGACACAACGUCUGCUAAGAAUGAGUUUUACUGCGUUAAAAAUGAAGACGGUGAGACUUACUUCGAUUGGAUUAUGGAUUAUUUUAUCGAUAACUCCGCUACAGUACUGGUCGUGGCUUUGUCUGUUGACCGGCUAAUGGCCGUGGCUUUCCCCAUUUACUACCGCUGCUCCGUCAAAAAAACUCAUUCUGCCAUUGCGGUCCUCGUCAUCUGGGUAUACUGUUUAGCGUUUAGUUUACUCCAACUUGCUGAUAUUCCAGAGGAAAUCUACGAUGCUAUCGAUGUACAUAUACACAUAACGUUGGCGUUGUCAGCCACUGGAGUCAUAUAUUUCAUGAUAUACUGGAUCAUCCGAAAAAGAAGAAACCUUUUUCCAGGCGAGGAAGUUUCAGGUCAGAAAGCCGAAAAGCACUUGCGAAAUCUAAAACGCGAGAAAGAAUUCGCUUACACUGCCUUUCUGAUACUUCUAGCGUUAGUUUUUACGCAGAUUCCGUUUUUGGUUAUGACGAAAAUUGAGUCAAACUGUGAAAGUUGUGUCGAAACUUCGUGGUUUUUCGUAUGCAAGAAAUUUGCUGAUUUCCUAUUGUGCGUCAGCUCUAUUGCCAAUCCGUUUUUGUAUGGGUGGCGCGUCAAGCAAUUUCGAAACUCCUUCAUGGCAAUUUUCUGUAGGUCUCGUCUUGAUCAAGCAGACCUCGAAAUAUCGCAAACUACUCAACCGGCAAACGAAAUCAGAAACUGAAGAAAAGAAUGUUCUUAACUUUGUUUUAAAGACCAUCAGCGAUGGCUCAUUUUCAGUAAUUUUAUGGGCUUGAUUUUACUCCGUCAUUAAAUUGUUUGUACAUAACCCCCCGAGUUCAAUUUGAGCCAUCCUUGUCCCAUUUUGAUUCAGUUAUCGAAUAUCACCGCUAAGGCUAAAUACUUUGACACUAGGGCUUAAUACUUAAAGAUUCUUAACUUAUCUUAUCAUAUAUUUAGCGUUUUUCUGCCUCAGCAAAUGUUAUUCAUACGAAGUUUUCUUUUUAAUUUUAAGAUACGCUAUACCUUAGCACCCUUCAGUUGAAAGGUAUAGACAAUAACAACUCAACCUUAUUUGUAUCUCUUUAAAAAAACUUGUAAUUGAAGAAAAGAGGGUAAUAUUUUGUUUUCGAUUUUUAUUUGCGAUAUAUGUUAUUUAUUUAAUAGCCUACUGCUGUUCGGUACGAAAUUAUUCGCAGCUUUAAUCGUGUUAAUUAAAUUUUAAUACCACCAGCUUCCUUAAUGUUUUAGCCGUCUAAAGUCACGAGAAUAUUUACAGAUAAAAAAUGACUUUAACUUAAAUAUUGUAAAUCGGCUACUUGUUUUCAAAUGUUCCAACUCACUUCUCUUAGCAAAGAACUUGAAGAGACUUCUUGAAAGAGAGAUUAGAUAUGUGUUUUGCAGAUAUAGCAUGUCUCUUGCUGAAUUAUGUAUGAUAAUGCAUUGUGAUAAAUAUGUUAAUAAAAUUGGCUUUCCGCACAAGUAAAUUA